AUGGCGACUGCAACGAAUCGGGUUUGCUGCAUUGAAAAUUGCAAAAUAAAACCGACAUUGAUGUGUUUGGGGUGCCCAGAAAUACUAUAUUGUAGCUCUCAUCAUAAGCAACAUCGUGACCAUCUGAAUGUAAAAUUACUGAAAGUGGCCGAUAAUUGCAACCAGUUUCUGGAAGAAAUUCAAAUCCUAAUACAUGAUCCACAACAACAUACAUUAAUGAAAACUAUUGACGAAUGGGAAAUCCAGUCAAUUGAAAAAAUCCGACGAUUGGCACAUGAAACUAGAGAGGAAUUGCUUCCUUAUAUCAAAAAUUUUAUUCCACGAGUGGAAAUGCAAUUGACAAGUUUAAAUACUGAAGUGCGUCAGAAUCUUGAUGAUUGUGAUUUCAUGGACACUGACAUAGACAAUUGGACAGAAGAACUACAAAAACUAAAAGCAUUGCUGAAGGGUCCACCGGAUAUUACCGUACGACAAGACUCCACAAAAUUUAUUAGCAUGAUCUAUUCACACAUUGAAGAUUCGUUUUUCAAUCCAUCAUCGCCAGAAUGUUACUUAGAAGAUCAAUACGAUCCUCGUAGUCAGGAACAACAGCCUAGAAACUAUUAUGAAAAUCCCAAUGAAAAUGCUCCGUAUCGGUAUGGAUUAAAAUUUCGUGACUUGAAUAAUGUUCUACGUAUGUCUAGGUAUUCUCAUCGAUCCAAUCAAGACGCUGCUCGAAAGCGGUGCCCAUUUGGUUCCGCCUGCUAUAACACGACGAACCUCAAACAUCUAUCCGAGUUCUCACAUGAAUAGAGUUAACCAGACAUAAACUAAUGAUUUUGAUUUAAAAUAACUAAAUUAUGAAGUAUAUUAUACUUUUCUUGUCAUUUUCUAACAAUUGAAUCGAUUUUAAAAGAUUCUCAAAUUAUAUCUUAUGAACAGGGACGGCGCGAAGCAAUAAAAGUUAGGGGGGGUUAUUUUUAAAAAUGGGAGGAAAAUUUAAAAAGUCUAUAAAAUGGGAGGAAAAUUUUAAAAAUCUAUAAAAUGCUAGAAAUUUAGUUUAAACUGUUAAAAGAUAAAUAAUUAAUAAAAUAAUAUUUAUUGUUCGUUCAUGUAUUUAAUUGAAAAUAUUU
Molecule: messenger RNA, 1112 nt
Organism: Rotaria socialis
Lineage: Eukaryota; Metazoa; Rotifera; Eurotatoria; Philodinida; Philodinidae
Source: the annotation of a GenBank genome assembly